GAGCUCUCUAUCCGACCAGUUCGUAUCUAUCGGCCUUCUCCGACUACGAUGCAAUCUGCCAAAGCUACUUCACAUACCUGGAGACUUGACUGGGAUACAAUGCAAGGAGCUGGACGUUGGGAGAAUCCAUUGAUGGGUUGGGCAUCUUCAGCUGAUUACAUGCAAGGUACUCAAUUGGAUUUCGGAUCAUCGAAUGAAGCGGUUGCUUUUUGCGAGAAGCAAGGUUGGCCGUAUUACGUUCAAGAGCCCAAGACUAUCAAGUUCAAGGUCAAAUCAUAUUCAGACAAUUAUCUAUACUCCCCCGACACAUUACGCCUCCUGAAGACCAAGUGA
Messenger RNA from Melampsora larici-populina 98AG31, 333 nucleotides. RefSeq lists its product as uncharacterized. The annotation marks the transcript as partial. Gene Ontology annotation, biological process: electron transport chain. The transcript is spliced from 4 exons. NCBI's taxonomy places the organism in Eukaryota, Fungi, Basidiomycota, Pucciniomycetes, Pucciniales, Melampsoraceae. The record is from RefSeq and is a predicted model, not a curated record.